GUUUGUUUUUAUUGUUCCACAAACAUCAUAUAUCACAUACACACACACACAUUAAACAAAUUAUAUUAUAAUCCAAUGCUCAAGUUUUUAAUUACCACCGCCAUAAUAAUUAUCGUCGAUUCUUCUGUCGUCGUCGCCAUCAUCAUCUGUAAAAUUUUCAGCUAGGAAAAUUUAAAUUUAAUUCUUGCAUUUCCUUCUGGUUUUGAAACAACAACAACAACAACAACAACAAGUAUUGUUGCUGAUCUCAUUCGAAAACACAACAACAACAUAAUCAUCAACAGUCGAAUUUGAAAUAUUAAACUAUUCGAUCUACACACAUAUCGGCCACCAUUCAUUCAACACUAAUAAUAAUACUAAUUGUUUUGAAAUUCAAUUAGAAUAAAGAUGACCAUUUGUGGUCAACAAAGUAACCGAACACGGGACAAUUGUUUAAAUAAUUUAUCAUCACCAUUAUCAUUGAAUCGUAGCACGUCAUCAUUAUCAUCAUCAUCAUCAUCAACAUCAUCUAUAGAGAAUAUUCAUGAUCAUACUCAUAAUUCAUCAACAAUAAUUAUUGGUGAUAAUAAUCAACAAUUCUAUAAUAAUCCAUCAACAUCAUCAUCAACAGAUAAAAUUACAAUAAUGAAUACAAUAAAUCCAGAAACAUUAUUGGCACAUGAAAAACAUUUAUUUGGUACAACUGGUGGAACUGUAACUGUUGCUGGUAUUACUGGAAAUCAAUUAGCAAGUCAUUUAGGUCAAAUUGGUACAAGUAUUGCUGGUAUAUCUACCGGUAUAAAUCCAUCGUUCAGUAUGGCUGGUAGUCAUCAUUUACAUCAUCAUCAUCAUGCCACACAUCAUCAUCAUCAAAAUCAUCAUCAUAAUCAUCAUCAUCAACAACAGCAGCAACAACAGCAGCAGCAACAACAACAACAACAACAACAACAAUCAACAACAACAUUACAUUCCAUGACAGCACCAGGUUUCAGUAUACAUGGACAUUUAGUAACAACAACUGGUAUUGGUAAUAAUCUGAUAAAUAAUCGUCGUUUAUCGAAUCAAUCAUCAGGUGGUGGUGCACCAAAUACUAAUCAUCGAUUAACUAAAACACAACAACAGAAUAAACAAUUUCUUUGUCCAAUGUGUAAUAGAUUUUUCACACAAAAAGGAAAUCUCAAAACUCAUAUGAUGAUUCAUACGGGAGAUAAACCAUAUGUAUGCCAUGUUUGUGGAAAAAGUUUCACACAAAAAGGUAAUGUUGAUACACACAUACGUAUACAUACCGGAACAAAAGAAUAUGCAUGUGAACGUUGUGGAAGAAGUUUUACACAACGUGGUAAUCUUAAAACACAUAUGCGUUCAGUGCAUACGAAAGAGAAACCAUUUGCUUGUACUGUAUGUGGAAAGAGCUUUGCACAAAGGGGUAAUAUGCGUACACAUAUACGUACACAUAAUAAAGAUGAUCGAUUUCCAUGUGGCCUUUGUGGUAAAACAUUUUCACAGAAAGGAAACCUUAAAACACAUAUGCAAAGACAUGCCGGUACAUUACCUAAACGUUAUGGUCCAGGUGGACAACGUCGUCAAACUACAUCACGUUUAUUACAAGUACCAGCGGCUGCUAUUGCAAGUGGUGCACAAAGUGCAGCAGCAGCUGCUGCUGCAGCUGCAUACGCAAUUGCUGCUGCCGGAAAUGUAACAAAUCUUGAACGUAGUAGUCAAUCCGGUCAAAAUUUAACGACAGCAACAACAACAACAACAAGUCAACCACCAGCAUCAACAAAUUCUACCGGUAAUCAAACAAUGAAUCGUAAUAAUACACCAAUAUCACCGAAUAAUGAUCAUGAAUCACGAUCACCAACAGUAGUAACAACGACAGCGGCAACAACAUUGGCACAACAUAUAACGGCUGUAACAUUAAAUGGUGGAAAUCUACGAACACAAUCAUCGGUUUUAUCAAACGUUCAGAAUCUACAGGCAUCUCGAGAUCAACAGGAGGACAGUCCAUCUCUAUAUCCCGUUUCUUCUGAAACAUCAUUAUAUACACAAAGUCAUCCACUAAUAACAGCAUCACAACAUCAACAACAACAACUACAACAACAUCAGCAACAACAACAACAGAAUAUAAUGGCAGCAAAUAAUCAUAAUCAUCAUCCAUUUGCAAAUCUAACAACAGCACCGGCAGCAGCAGCUGCUGCUGCUGUAUUAUUAUCAUCAAGUUCGAGCUUUACAAAAGAUCAUAAGACAAAUCAUUUGCAUUUUAUGUCUAGUUUGUUUCAUUAGACAUUACACAUAUUAUCUUACAGCCACACCAUACAUCAAAUAUCAAUAAAUGCCGGUCCAAUAUUUGCCUAUUUUCAUCAAUGAAUAAAAAAAAGAUCUAGACCUCCCCAAAGAAACAUCAUUCCUUAUAAUUCUCAACAAUCAGCAACACCAGCCAUCAAUCAACAGAAUCAUAGUCAAUAAACCGACAAAAACAACAUAGCAGUAUAAGAAUUCAAAAUAAAAAUCAGCUUUAAAGUUACACUGCCUCGCGACCCUCGAUACUUAUCCACCACCGCCACCGCCAACACCACUACCCCACUCACACAAAAAAAACACAUUUACGAAAGAUGCAAAUAUAUUUGUAAUGAAAAUGUGUCAAAAAUACAACAAACAAACAAACGAACGACAAAACCGAAUUAUUCUAAUCUUAAUUUCGAAACAAAACAAAAAUUUCUUUUUCUCAAAAUUCAUCUCAUCAUUGAAUAUUAUAUGAAUCUCGUCAUUU
Molecule: messenger RNA, 2749 nt
Organism: Dermatophagoides farinae (American house dust mite)
Lineage: Eukaryota; Metazoa; Arthropoda; Arachnida; Sarcoptiformes; Pyroglyphidae
Source: RefSeq, a predicted model, not a curated record